UGUAAAUUAAACACGCCUGUUUUGCUCUCUGCGACAACCGGCCAGAUUUCCACCAGUUUCAGAACAACUCGCCAAGUCGCCAUGCCUCUGAUUUCUCCACCUAGCUAAUUAAACACGCCGGUUCUGCUCUGUGCGAACUAACUCAACUCAACCAUCGCCUCGCCUGAUCGUGUGGUGCCGAGCGUCAUGGACCUCGGGCGGCUUGUCGUCGCCGUUGUACUAUCAGCAGCCGUCCUGCACUCGGCCGUCGUCGGCGCGGAGAACCACCAUGUGUUCCUGGACUGGGAGGUGUCCUACGCCUUGCGCUCCCCGCUGGGUGUCGCCAAGAGGGUCAUCACCAUCAAUGGCCGCCUCCCCGGGCCGCUGCUCAACCUCACCACCAACGACGUCGCCCACAUCAACGUCGUCAACACCCUCGACGAGCCUUUCCUCCUCACAUGGAACGGCCUGCAGCUGAAGAGGAACUCGUGGAACGACGGGGUGGCCGGGACCAACUGCGCGAUCCCGCCCGGCGAGAACUGGACGUACGUGUUCCAGGCGAAGGACGAGGUGGGCACCUUCUUCUACCGCCCCUCGCUGGGCCUGCACGCCGCCGCCGGCGGCCACGGCCCCAUCCGCGUCAACAACCGCCCCGUCAUCGACGUCCCGUUCCCGCGCCCCGACGGCGACUUCGACCUCCUCAUCCAGGACUGGUACAACAUGGACGCGGGAGCGAUGAAGGAGCGCCUGGACGGCGGCCGUGGCCUGCCCCCGCCCGACGGCGUCCUCAUCAACGGCAUGGGCCCCGACGGCGCCGAGCUCGCGUUCGAGGCGGGGCGCACGUACCGGCUCCGCGUGUCCAACGUCGGCGCCAGGACGUCGCUCUGCUUCCGCGUCCAGGGCCACAAGAUGCUGCUGGUGGAGGCGGAGGGCGCCUACACCGCGCAGAAGCUCUACGCCUCGCUCGACGUCCACCCAGGGCAGUCGUUCUCCGUCCUCGUCACGGCGGACCAGCCGCCCAGGGCGUACUACAUGGUCGUCAGCUCGCUCUUCGUCGGCCCGGAGCUCUACGGCGUCGGGACCAUCCGCUACGCCGGCGCCAAUGAGCACCCGCCUUCCGGCAACGCGCCGCUCGACGACCGCUCCUCGCACAACAGCUACAACCGCUCCAUGGAGCAGGCCAAGUCCAUCAGGAUGAACCUGACGGCCGGCGCGGCGAGGCCCAACCCGCAGGGCUCCUUCCACUACGGGCACAUCAACGUCACCCGCACCCUGCUCCUCCGGAACGACGAGUCCGUCAUCGGCGGCCGGCGGAGGUGCACCGUCAACGGCGUCGCCUUCGCCAACGCCGCCACUCCGCUCAAGCUGGCCGACUUCUUCAGGAUCGCCGGCGUCUACACGGUCGUCUCCGGCUGGCCGGAGAGGAGGAACCUCACCCUCGGCACCGUGGCCAUCGACGCCGCCUACAGGGACUUCGUCCAGAUCGUCUUCGAGAACAGCCUGCCGUCCAUGCAGACCUGGCACCUCGACGGCUACAGCUUCUUCGUUGCCGGGAUGGGGUGGGGCAAAUGGAGCGCCGACGCAAGAUCGACGUACAAUCUGGUGGAUGCCAUGUACCGUUCGACCGUCCAGGUGUAUCCCAUGUCGUGGACCGCCGUGUUGGUGUACUUGGACAACGAGGGCAUGUGGAACCUGAGGUCGCAGAAUCUCGAGAGGAGGUACCUAGGCCAAGAGCUGUACCUGAAAGUGAGCCAGGGAAACUCAUCUGAAGUCCCCGAUCCUAGAGACGAGAUGCCCAUGCCUUUCAACGCUCUCUUGUGUGGGAAAGCUAAAAGCCUAGGAAGUUGGUACAAGGCAGGACAAAGGCCAGUGUGACUAUCUAACAAAUCGGUUAAUCAUAACAGUUUUUGUUAAUUCUCGAUCGACCUUAAUUCUCAGUUAGAGAUUCUCUAUAGAUUUGCACCGUGAUCCGUGCUAGUAUGAGUUGCAAACCGAGAUUUUUCUAGGUUCAAAUGAAGUUGUAACCGAGAGAAAAACGCCGGAACGAUUGAAUUGCCUCGUGAUUUGUUUUAGUCAGGAGUUGCAAUGCGGGUUGCAACCGAGAAAAACGC
Lolium perenne is the source of this 2090-nucleotide messenger RNA. Its product is annotated as monocopper oxidase-like protein SKS1. The record is from RefSeq and is a predicted model, not a curated record. Gene Ontology annotation, molecular function: oxidoreductase activity; copper ion binding. NCBI's taxonomy places the organism in Eukaryota, Viridiplantae, Streptophyta, Magnoliopsida, Poales, Poaceae.